Messenger RNA from Branchiostoma floridae (Florida lancelet), 2164 nucleotides. RefSeq names its product sarcoplasmic reticulum histidine-rich calcium-binding protein-like. Bases 124 to 1875 code for a protein of 583 amino acids. The transcript has 6 exons. The record is from RefSeq and is a predicted model, not a curated record. NCBI's taxonomy places the organism in Eukaryota, Metazoa, Chordata, Leptocardii, Amphioxiformes, Branchiostomatidae.
CCAGUUUGUUACUCGGGUAUUGUGACGUUCUAAAGGUUCCAGAACGUUCGAACUUCAGUUCAGUAAAUCGCUCGCGAAUUCACGAAGUUCAAGUACUUCAGAAAGGUGUAAAGUUCAAUAUUUAUGAUGUCGGUUACAACGACUGUCUCUAUGUGCCAAAGAAGAAACAAAAAGGUGGUCUCAGCAAGAGCAUUAUUGUAUACGGAGCUGGGGUACAUCGAAUCCCUGACUGAAAAGAGCGCGGAUGCACUCCACCAGGUUUGCCUCAGUGAUGGGAUCACCAUUGUGGACGUAUUGGCGGGGAACUACCGAGGGAGAGGAGUCUCAAGAGCAGCUGUAGAGGAGGCACGAAGAGAACUAGAAAGCGACACGCACAUUAAAGGGGACCCAAAUCUGCGUCAGUGGCGUCCGGAUGGAAGACACGCAGUCUUCCUCCACAAGAAUGCCACACAAGCUGUCCACCAGGAUGGAGACAAGGCAGUAGACGAUACAGCAGACGAGACGCGGCAGGGUUGUGAGGAUGCAGAGCAUGAGGAAUGCCCGGCAAACAGAACAGAACUGGACGGCGCCGGUGAUGUGGCAGAUACAACACAAACAGAGAGGGAGGAUAGCAAUGCGGCAAGAGGAGAGAGAGAAGAGGAGAAUAGGUGCCAAAGAAGAAACAAAAAGGUGGUCUCAGCAAGAGCAUUAUUGUAUACGGAGCUGGGGUACAUCGAAUCCCUGACUGAAAAGAGCGCAGACGCACUCCACCAGGUUUGCCUCAGUGAUGGGAUCACCAUUGCGGACGUAUUGGCGGGGAACUACCGAGGGAGAGGAGUCUCAAGAGCAGCUGUAGAGGAGGCACGAAGAGAACUAGAAAGCGACACGCACAUUAAAGGGGACCCAAAUCUGCGUCAGUGGCGUCCGGAUGGAAGACACGCAGUCUUCCUCCACAAGAAUGCCACACAAGCUGUCCACCAGGAUGGAGACAAGGCAGUAGACGAUACAGCAGACGAGACGCGGCAGGGUUGUGAGGAUGCAGAGCAUGAGGAAUGCCCGGCAAACAGAACAGAACUGGACGGCGCCGGUGAUGUGGCAGAUACAACACAAACAGAGAGGGAGGAUAGCAAUGCGGCAAGAGGAGAGAGAGAAGAGGAGAAUAGGUGCCAAAGAAGAAACAAAAAGGUGGUCUCAGCAAGAGCAUUAUUGUAUACGGAGCUGGGGUACAUCGAAUCCCUGACUGAAAAGAGCGCAGACGCACUCCACCAGGUUUGCCUCAGUGAUGGGAUCACCAUUGCGGACGUAUUGGCGGGGAACUACCGAGGGAGAGGAGUCUCAAGAGCAGCUGUAGAGGAGGCACGAAGAGAACUAGAAAGCGACACGCACAUUAAAGGGGACCCAAAUCUGCGUCAGUGGCGUCCGGAUGGAAGACACGCAGUCUUCCUCCACAAGAAUGCCACACAAGCUGUCCACCAGGAUGGAGACAAGGCAGUAGACGAUACAGCAGACGAGACGCGGCAGGGUUGUGAGGAUGCAGAGCAUGAGGAAUGUCCAGCAAACAGAACAGAACUGGACGGUGGCGGUGAUGUGGCAGAUAUAACACAAACAGAGAGAAAGGAUGGCAAUGCGGCAAAAGAAGAGAGAGAAGAGGAGAACAGACAGUGUGCGGAAAGUGGAGAGAGAGAAGAGGAUGAGAGAAAUGGUGCGUCAAGCGGAGAGAGAGAAGAGGAUCAUGAGAGGGUGUGUACAGAAGGCAGAACGAAAGAAGAGCGGCCCACACAAGUACCAAGAGCCCGUAGAGGAAGACUUAUGUACCUUAGGAGAUUUAUAACUGGCAUAGGCAAGCGCCUAAGAAAAAGUUUUCAAUGUUGUUUAAAAACCGACACAAUGGGUUGAGUUUGGAAAAGAUCUAAUUAAUACAUCUGAGCUGUUACGUCAUGUUGUAUCUUUUAAUGACGAAAUUUGUAGAAAAAGAACCAAAAACAACAAAAAAAGCAAAUGGUGGUCCAAUCAGUCACUUGGACUGAACAGGACCGUAAUGUACGUAGAUGUAGAAAAGAUGCUACGCCAUGAUGUGUCAGAGUUUACUUAUAUUUGGAGACACAAAACUGUUAAUUAGCUUGUUUUUACUCUCGCUGGAGGACCGCUAGGGGCGUGACUUGAGAGAAGACACCUCGUGUACUAA